Messenger RNA from Schistosoma bovis, 2068 nucleotides. The record is from the annotation of a GenBank genome assembly. NCBI's taxonomy places the organism in Eukaryota, Metazoa, Platyhelminthes, Trematoda, Strigeidida, Schistosomatidae.
AUGAAAUUAAAAAUACACGAAUAUACACCAUCUGACAAGAUCAUGACAGGAUCUUCGUUUUAUAAAGUUGGGCAGUCGUUUACUUGCCUAGAUGGCUCUUCAGCUAUACCAUGGUGGCAAGUGAACGACGAUUACUGUGAUUGCCGCGAUGGAUCAGAUGAACCCGGCACAUCUGCUUGUCUUAAUGGUCGUUUUUUCUGUCGUGAUAUGCAGUACAGACCUGUGUACCUUCCUUCUGCUUACGUCAACGACUCUAUUUGUGAUUGUUGCGAUGGUGGUGAUGAAUACGGAAGUUCUACCAAUUGUCCGUCAACUUGUGGCUCUUUGGCUGCAUCUUUGCGUGAAGCACAAUCUAUUAAACGAAAUCAAAUUGAACAGGGACAUAAAAUUUUUCAAGAAUACGUCACAAACUUAAAAGAACGUAAAGCAAAAGGACUUUUUAAUGAAGAUAAACAGUAUGAUGAAACACUGAAACUUGCGGAAUAUGAUGUCAAUAGUGAUAGUAGUAGUAGUAGUAGUAGUAGUAGUAGUAAUGAUAAUAAUGAUAAUGACAAUGAAGGAAGUAUUCAAACAAAUGAAGAAAAUGUUGAUUCUCAUUCAUCGGUUGGUGAAGAGAAACAAGCACUGAAUGAACCGUCAUCAUCGUCAAUUGAUUCGAAUCAACAGUCGUUUACACAUGAUAAUGACAAUACACUUAUCGAACAUGAAGCAUCUUCAUUAAGUGAUACGGAGUCUCAUGAGAAAAAAGGAAGUGAAUACGAUGGGCAUCAUGUUGGUGAUCAAGACAGUCAUAUGGAUUAUGACGAAUCAAAUGUUGCUUUUACUGAUAAACAACUCGACGACGAAUCACAUCAUGAAAUCCCAGAAACCCCAUCACCUGAUGAAAAACCUGUUAUUAAAGAUAUACCAACGCCUAUUCCUAUCGAUUAUGGACCAGAAGAAGGUUUUCGUAUGCUUACUGAAUUACCAAAUGGUUGUUUAGAGUUGAACGAUCGAGAAUACACAUACAGCCUUUGUCCUUUUAAAUCAGUUCAUCAAAAAUCAAUUGGUUCAUCGAAUUCUGAUCCAGGAACAUGUAUAGGCCGAUGGGGUCGUUGGUUAGAAUCUGAUGAGUAUGAAAAGUCUUAUAAAGUUAUGUAUUACGAAAAUGGUCAACAGUGUUGGAAUGGACCAACAAGAACUACCAAGGUAUUUGUCCAUUGUGGUGAUUCAAAUCAUUUGACUUCAGUGAAUGAACCAUCUCGAUGUGAAUAUGUUAUGCAAUUGAUUACACCAGCUGCAUGCAGUGAAGAUCCUGAUGAAUUAUUUAAGAAAUUACAUCCCGAAUUGUAAAUUUAUUUGUGUGUAUGUGUGUGUGUGUAAUAAUUUUUUCUAUUCUAUAUCUACUCCUUUAUACCUUUUUUUUCUGCUUAAAAAUUGUUAUCUCUUCUGAAGAUUAUGCACUAUUCGAAAGUUAGUUGUUGGAUGAAGUUUAGACAGGGAUUUGUAAAGCUCAUUUGAAUUUCAUCGAAUUCUGAUAUUGGUAACCUAUUGAAGAUUAUCUAUCUGCUUAUCGAUUUGCGUGUAUACGAUUUACUUUGUUUCACUUUAUUGCUUUGAAAUGUGAAUCUUACUUUUAUAGGGUUAUGUAUUGUUUAACGAGAGAUCUAUUCGAACAAUUGGUCAUGUAUGAUAGGUAGGUUGUGUGUAAGGUAUUAGGUAAAGGUUGUAAACUUUCAUUAACUAAGAUGGUCUACAGUUGCACAGUACGUUAGAACAUUCAGCACUAAGCUCAAUAUUGUUUAGUGUAGAGAAUAUAUUGGGAGGAAGACUAAGGAGGACUGAACUAAUACGUUGCAGCAUUUCAGGAAAAUAGUAAUUAAAACUCGAUUUAUUAGUUGAUAUAGUUCAGAAUUGUUUACAGUAAUGUAGGUAUAAUACUCUUUCGUUUUUUCAAAUCUUUAUUUUCUACAUUAUUCUCUUCUAAACCAGUUCAUUUUGUAUAUUAACUUAUACUACUUAUUAAUAUUCAGUAACCUGUUUGUUCUUAAUAUCGAUGAGUUUUCCACAUGUGUUCUUCAUUCCAUUA